UGUAGUUGGCGUUAGUGAUGUCUUAGAAACGGAAUAAAAUCCAUGAUCUAGAGAGAUACGGAAUACUGGUGUACUAAGAAAGAAGAGAACUUUGUACCAAAAGCCCAUAGCUUUUUUGUUUUAAAAAAAUACCAGAAGAUUUGUUGAAAACUCUUGGAAAAAGAAGUUAUACACAGUCGACAACGAAAAACAAGUUGAAAACCCUGAGAAAAGAGAGAGGGGAAUGUGAUUGUAAUUUAAGGUACGAAAACUAGGGUUUUGUAAUUGAAUUCUGAAUUUGAUUGCAAUUGGGUAAGAAAUCAACAUAAAAACAUGGCUCAAAGUGGGAAGCUGAUGCCGAAUCUGGAUCAGAAUGGCACAAAGCUGCUCAAUCUCACCGUUCUUCAGCGUAUCGAUCCUUCCGUUGAGGAGAUUCUCAUUACUGCUGCUCAUGUUACCUUUUAUGAAUUUAACAUUGAACUUAGCCAAUGGAGUCGCAAGGACGUUGAAGGCUCCCUUUUUGUCGUUAAAAGGAACACACAGCCUCGGUUUCAGUUUAUUGUAAUGAAUCGGCGAAACACAGAAAAUUUAGUAGAGAAUCUUUUGGGAGAUUUUGAGUAUGAAAUCCAAUUACCAUAUUUAUUAUACCGCAAUGCGGCACAAGAAGUAAAUGGUAUAUGGUUCUAUAAUGCUCGUGAGUGUGAAGAGGUGGCUAAUCUCUUUGGCAGGAUACUUAAUGCUUAUUCCAAGGUUCCAUCUAAGCCCAACAUAUCUUCAUCUAAAAGUGAAUUUGAAGAACUAGAGGCAGUCCCAACUAUGGCUGUUAUGGAUGGUCCACUGGAGCCAUUGCAGACGACAACUACAAAUGUUCCUGAUGAUCCUGCCUUUGUGAAUUUCUUCAGUUCAGCUAUGAAUACGGGGAAUCCUUCAAUUCCAACAAUUACGGGAGAACUACAGAAGCCUUCUGCAACUUCCAUCCUUGCUAGUCGGCCGAUCACUAUGCCCCCAAUGGUUCCAUCACCACAAAUAGCGUCUACUGCCACCUUAACAUCCGCUUCUUUGCUGUCUCUGCUUGAUACGUCAGAGUCAAACAACAAUUACAACCAUGUGACGAAUCUUGUCAAACCGUCCUCCUUUUCCAGUCUUCCUUCUGCCACUUAUCCAUUGAUGGUGGCACCUGUUUCUUCAUCUGUGCCGACUGCUCCUCCGCUGCACCCUCCUAAUCUUCAACGUCUUUAUGGUGCUCAACUCCUCCAACCAUUUCCUCCCCCAAAUCCACCUCCAUCUCUAACUCCAUCAUCAGCUCCCACUCCUAACUAUGGGCCAGUUGUAAGCAGAGACAAGGUUCGGGAAGCUCUAUUGUUACUUGUUCAGGAUGAUCAAUUUAUUGACAUGGUGUAUCGAACAUUAUUGAAUUCUCACCUCUCUUGAAGGUUGUAAUUCUCAUUCAAGUGUGUUCGAGUAUUUGUGUACAGCAACUUCCAUGACUACCAGUUUGAUGGGAAAAAAUGUAAUUACCUUUUUCUUGAACAAAAAAAAACAUUUCCUUGCCAAGCUGGUGUUCGAUAUAUGUGUGUAAGAUGAGUUGUUUGUCUCUUUUUUUUAAGAAAGGAAAAUUUUAAUAGUCACCUUUUGUGUAUAUCACUAUUUUUUUCUCACGAUUAUCCUUGAUGAGAUAAAGUAUGAAGUUGGCACAUUAUUUUUGGUAUAACUUGACGAGUUAGUUAAAUACAUUGGCUUUCUUUCAA
Spinacia oleracea (spinach) is the source of this 1727-nucleotide messenger RNA. RefSeq names its product mRNA-decapping enzyme-like protein. The record is from RefSeq and is a predicted model, not a curated record. NCBI's taxonomy places the organism in Eukaryota, Viridiplantae, Streptophyta, Magnoliopsida, Caryophyllales, Amaranthaceae. Gene Ontology annotation, cellular component: P-body. Gene Ontology annotation, molecular function: enzyme activator activity; mRNA binding. The transcript has 8 exons. Bases 313 to 1410 code for a protein of 365 amino acids. Gene Ontology annotation, biological process: deadenylation-dependent decapping of nuclear-transcribed mRNA; positive regulation of catalytic activity; deadenylation-independent decapping of nuclear-transcribed mRNA.